Messenger RNA from Eriocheir sinensis (Chinese mitten crab), 6563 nucleotides. RefSeq lists its product as uncharacterized. The record is from RefSeq and is a predicted model, not a curated record. Gene Ontology annotation, biological process: canonical Wnt signaling pathway. The transcript is spliced from 13 exons. NCBI's taxonomy places the organism in Eukaryota, Metazoa, Arthropoda, Malacostraca, Decapoda, Varunidae. Gene Ontology annotation, molecular function: protein binding. Gene Ontology annotation, cellular component: cytosol. Bases 735 to 5126 code for a protein of 1463 amino acids.
UCCCCCUCCGCGGGUCCAGUGUAGUGUGCGUGGGCAACCCUCCUCAGGAGUCAGGACUCGGCUUGCGCUGCUCACUGCUCACUGCUCAGUUUCCAGCGAGACGCGCAGGAGCGAGGAGCGUCGUGUCAGUGUGCGCAGAGCCGCGGCCCCACGUGAACCGUCCCACCAGGCAGCACCGCAUCCCCGCCACCCACAAGGGGGUCCCUUGCCACUUGAAUCCCUGCCGUGUGAGGGAGACAGACAGUGUUUGUGUGUGUUUAGGUGUUACAAAGACCCGCUGUCUCAGUGGACCAAAAUUUAUCAAAAAACAAACUAGUGACCCCGAAGAUUAGCCCAUUGUGUUGUUGUCAUCGCCCUGACUCGCCGUGCGUGGGCUCUCUCCUCCUGAUAGUUGUACCGGUUGGCGCCACGCCUUGCGGACCCUCCUGUGCCCGCUGGAGUGUGCUAAUACCUGUCAGUGUGUACCUGUGCAUGCCCCGCCCACAGACUACUCCUGAGGGUGCACAGACACCUCGUGACACCUCACCGAGACCUGCAUUGCGAAACUUCCCUGUGUGCGUCUGUCCCGAGGAACCCUAACUUGUGGACUCGAGGACUCGAGACAUCUUCCUCAUAGUGACUUCGCAAGGGAAGCAUGUGACGAGACCGAAGGUGCAGCAGACGCCCCGAGGAGCGGGCGUGGAUGCGUGGGUGCUUCAGGGCGUGUGCCUGUGAAGCAGCUCAAACCCUGCUGGAUGCCGGUCCUGGACUCCGCCACGCCCCUGCCACACAACAAGCCUCGCAGCGGGAUGUUCAAGUGGAUGAUCUCUGGCCACAAGGGCCACAAGCAGAAGCAGGAGAAGCUGAACAAUGCCUCCGCGGCCACCACCACCACCUCCACCACCACCACCGUCGCUAACAACAACAACAAGAACAGGAACAACUACAGGCAGCAGCAGCAGCAGCAGGAGUUGGCGGGCGAUGAGCCGCACCAGACGCAGCAGAACAACACCAGCAACCUAAACGGCUCGGUGCUGCACAUUCCUGACAACUCGGAGAUAGCAUACAACAACGACAACAACAGCCUCCGCACCAAGCAGAGCAGCGGCAGCAAUACUCCCGACCACCAACAACACCAGCAACAACAGCAGUACAACCCAAAACAUGGCGACGUCAACCACAACACCGACAACCACAGCCCAGCCAACGGAGUGCCAGGUGGCGUAGGGAACGGCACGCCCCCCACCCCGCCCUCUUCCCGCCCGCCGCCCCUUCCCACACACCCGCCGCCGCCCGUCCCGCCGCACGCCCAACUCUUGCCACACCCUCCGAAGCAGCCGCUGCCGCCCCUGCCAGGCCACCAGCAGGAUGAACAUCGGUUUCAGAGGGACGAACACCUGUACCAGCAUGAGGAGGCCAGACACCAGCAGGACUCACCGCCACAGGCACCUGGCACUUGUAUCCUCCCCAGACGAGGCAUUAGCAGGGAGGAGGCAGGAAAUCGCUACAGGUCACCCUCCAACCCUCCCCCGGCCUCCCGCCAGCCUCCUCCCUACUCGAGACACCAGCCUCCUGAUCCCCAGAGGCGACCUCGCGGGCCCUACCAGCCUCCGCCGCCUCCCAAAGCUGACUUAGGUGACCCUCGAGAGUACCGGGAGAGUCGGCCUCGGAACGUGCGGAGCUCCGUCAACCUGGAUGAGCUGAGGGACUGUAGGGAUCGGCGGGACCCUUGGGCCGAUGGCGACCUACGCGGCGGCCCGGAACCUCGCGACGCACAAAAUGAUUCCCACCUCAUGGAUAGGAGGGACACUUGGGGUAAACGACAUUCUGCCAUUGUCCUUCGAGACCAGAGCCAAGAAGACAAAGUGAAGUCACCAUCGCUCACCCUACCCAAACCAGAGACAUGGCUUCCCCCCAACAACAGAUGGUCAACCCGCGAGCCAGACUCUGGCUUCGACUCACUCAAUCUACAAACGGCGGACGAUGGCCAGCGAUGCACAGAACCAGCACAACAGGGACACAGUCGUGCUCCUUUGGUGCUGCCAUCGGAUGCCCCUUACUCCCAGUCCACCGAGGACUUGCUCAAUGCCUCAAGAACCUCCCCGAUGUCCCUCUCUUCUGCCACUGCAUCCACGUCUUCCUCGUCGUCUUCGCCCGUCCAGUACCCGACAAUCAGACCCGCCAAGCAGCCUUGUGUUACCGGCGCCUCCCACACCUCACCCUACUCGCACAACUCCCCUCGCAGCUCGCCUCACCCACCUGGCGGGUCACUACAUGGUGUGGGGCCGCCGCAUCACCAUUCAACACCUGUUGGCCCGCAGCGCACCGCAUCUCCAGAAGGAGCACUGCUGUCUGACAGUGUGUACCCUCAGCACGACACGCAGCCCAGGUAUGCUGAGAUCCAAGACCACUCCGAUCAAAGAGCCAAAGACGAGCGGCUCAACCAUCGACUCUCACGGGAUCUGCGAGAUGUAAGAGAUGUGCGAGAAAAAGGGAACGACAGAGAAAGCAUAGAACUGGCCAGAACAGGGAGGGACAUGAGGGACCUUAGGAACAACGACAACAGAAACAGCCGCGAAAUUAGACAAAACAGAGACAUGAAGUCGAGGGAGUUUCGUGAAACCAGUCUGCCGCGAGACUUCAGAGACACGCGGGAGGUGGCGGCGAGAGGCUUUCGAGAGUUGCCUGUCGAUGUUGACGAGCGAGAUCAAGUGAAGAUCCGGCAAGAUCGUCUUCGAGGACAGCGAGAAGGGCGGCAGAACGGUGAGGGAGGCAAGGAGGUGAGGUUCAGCAGCGACACGAGCGAGAAUCUGCGGGUGCGCGACGCUCCUGCUUACGACCGCCGAGACAGGGACGGGGAUGGCGCCGACGGCCUGCAAGUGAACGACGAACGGCGCCUCUCCUCCCACCAGCGGGACCACCGGGGCCAGCGGGGCGACGGCUGCACCUCCUCCUCGGUGUCGUGGAUGGAAUGGACACAGCAGCUGCAGGCGUAUGUGGCGUGGGUCAACUCGCAGCUAAGGAAAAGAGGCCGACCGCUUAUUUCCGACCUGCGACGCGACCUUCAGAGCGGCGUUGUCUUCGCCGACCUGAUAGAAAUUAUCUCUGGAGAGCGUGUGGCGGGUAUCCAGCGAGAAGAAGAAAGGGAUGGCCACACGCCCCAGGGCAUGAGGGAGAACCUGGACCGCAUCCUGCAGUUCAUGGCGGCCAAGAGGAUCCGUAUGACGCAUAUCACCAGCAAGGAGGUGGCGGAGGGUAAUCUGAAGAGCAUCAUGCGCGUCAUCUUGGCGCUUGCAGCUCACUACAAGCCCCAGAGCGUGAAGGCCGCCUCACCCCACCAGCAGGAUCCGCCGCCCCACGCUCCCAUCUGCGCUCCCACUCAACACCCAUCCACCCACGAUGUAGGUGUGGGUCCUGACGCGCCUUCCGGAGGCCCCGAGAAGACACCAAACUUGAGCGCCAACAGGCGGGCCAUCGUGACGGGCGGGGGCGGCGACGACCCCGGGGGAGUGCCGGGCCUCAGGCGGCACCCCAGCAUGACGGCCGCCCCUGCCACGCCGCGAGACUCUUCGCCGGUGUACGAGAACCUGCCGAGGCGUGUGGCGUCCUCUCGCUGGGCUUACGACUCCCUCAGAGCCUCGCACAAGUUCCAGUGGUCUGGGCCACCAUCCCGCCGCCCCGGACCAUCAUCGGGGCCCAACAGACCCAACCUGGACGAGUCUUCCGAUGACCCACUCAACACCUCCCUCAACACCUCCCUCACCAUCUCCCUCAACACCUCCAUGGAGGGUGAGGUAGAGCCGACCUCGCCCACCCGGGGCUCCUCGGUUGGUCGUCCAGCCGCCCUCAACUUUUGGCAGGACUUGACCACGCGCCGCGACGCUCCCGCCGCCCAGCCCAAGUCUUCGCCCGUGACGCCGGCACAGCCUCCCGCGGACGACGGCGACAACCCCUUCAGAUAUCACACCAUCCACCGCAUGAGCGGGAGACGUAAAUUGCCGCAGAUCCCUGGCGCACCGAGUCCCAGCAAUAGAGUCACCACGCCGCAGGAGCUCCCUGAAAGCCCCAGGGACCCAUCAGAGUCACUGAGUGAACGUGGGGAAGGUAAACCCAUGGGAGGCAGCAACUUGGGAGAGGAGAGUUCUCGAGAACCUGAAGGCCGAAGCCAGAACUCUUCCCCGGCCACCAGCCUGGUCAGGGGCCACACGCUGGAGCAGUGGCCCAGGGAGAAGCCUCAGCAUGACGCCUGGGAGCCCGAGGACCUGAAGAACGUGCUGCGGGACCUGAACAACACCCGCGACCAACUGAUGGCGCUGCAGCAUCUGGAGCUGGACCCUACCUCGAGGGGCGGCCAUGGACCACGAUCGUCAGAACUACUCGAAGCCUCCACUGCCUCGGUGAAACAAGAGCUGCUCCAUCUCUCUCUUGCUCGUCAGGCCCUCGAGGCGGAGAAGGUGGAGUUGACGAGGCUGCUGGAACAGAGGGAGAGCGUCAUCACGGAACUGCGCAAACAAAUGCACCACCGGGACAAGGCCAUGCACACGCAGCGGGCGCAGUUCGAGGACGCCCUCAGAAACGUCCAGAAUGGCAAGCGGGCCGGGGUGUGCGGUGACAGUCCCGGCGGGAGAGGCGGCCCGCGCGAGGAGCUGCACCUGGUCAGGGACGCCAUCGCUUCCCUGAGGAGCAACUUCAGUGGGUCAGGGUGCGGCAUGGGCCAGGCAGCCUCCCUCACUGGGCGUCCACAUGUCCACAGAGAGACGGACCCCAACCAGCACACCCUGGACACCCUCGAGCAGGCCAUCUCCAUCCUCAUCGAGCGGAGCAGCAGCAGCAACAGCAACAACGUCGGAGGGGGAGGAAGCGGCAACGACAAGACUUCUCGGGGCAGCGAGCAGCGGCCUCAGACCAAUGCCUCACCUUCAUUGACACCUGUCCGCCAAAACCGCAGGUGUGCAAGAGGCGUCCACCAAGGUGAUCUACUUCACCGAGAGGACAGUGACGCCCUUCAUGUCCACCAUCAGCAAGCCGCUCGGGGAGAUCCGCCUCAGGGACUUCAAAAACAUGUUCGACAGGCCCGGCCUCUUCCGCUUCCACUUCAAGAGCUACGACCCCGAGUACGGCAUGGUGAAGGAAGAGAUUUUGAAUGACGACGACAUUCUGCCGGGCGUGGAGGGCAAGAUAAUCGCCUGGGUGGAGGAGGACGUCGAGUGACCUGCAACACUCCUAAUAUUGCAGAAAAAUGUUGAACCUUCACAACGAAGACGACGCUCCCAGGCGGGCGGUGGAUUAGGGAUGCAAGCCAACACACCCACACUCACAACACAACCACGAGAACUUACUGUGUGUUUCUGGCCCUGACUGGUCGAUAAUUAGUGCUUCACAUCACUCAACAGAGGGAGUCGUGAGGACGAAGCACUCUAAGCUUCUCUGUGCGUGCUGAGUUGGCAGUGAGUUGUCUCGCCGCCCACGCCGCCCACUUCACUGUUACUCCCGAAGACAAUUAUCUAAGUUCAUCCCCCACUAUCUUAUUCUUGCACAAAACAUAAAAAAUUUAACACGAGCAGAGUUGUUUGUUUAUAUGCAGUCAUUAAUACAGACGCAGAUGCAGACUGAAUCAAUGAAGAUGGAAACAUAAGAAACGAGCUUGCCUCCGCCCCUCGUCUGCCUUGUGCCUGCAGGAUAUCAUCGGUCCGCGGCGUUACCAGCCGGUGGUUCGUUCGCCGAGGCCACUGACUUCUUGAGAUGCUUAGAGGCCUGACACGACGUUAUUUAAUGUUAUGUACAGUUAGAAUUAAGAAUAACAAUUACGUGUACUUAAAAACAGUAGAAUUCAAAGGAAGAAAAUGUAAUUUCACUUGGCCGGAGGAGCAGAGGGAGCUGGACCUUCCGAGGAUAAAUUGGGUCCUCUUGGCCGUAUCCCUACCCCUAAUCUGGAGGACUGUCGGGAUAGGGUCAAUAUAUGAGGAGGGAGCAGAUCUCAACAACUAUCGCAUUUUCCUAUGAAGGCUGCGGCUGCCCACGGACGUCAAGGCAUGGUCCUGCAGGGCUUGUGCCUCUGGGUGCUCACCCUUCAUUGUGUACAUAAUAAUCAUGCCUGUUUUCUCUCAUCGUUAUUCCGGCACUGUUUGGUUUUAACAAAUCUGAUUAUUUUAAAGACACGCCUGACUUCCUCGUCGAAGCCAAAGAUCGAAUAAGGUAAAGUUAUUUAAUCAUUAGAGAUUUGUAGCUCAGCAGCUGGUCACUCCAAAGAUGACAAAAUCCAGUGUUGGUAAUGUCCGAUAUUACGUGAAGAGGACCCGAGUUGUGCGGGUGUACAGCCUCUUCCUCUCAUCUCGUUACCUAGUUGUAAACAGAGUUCGCCGCACCAGAGGGAUGUGUAUACUCGUGUACUUUUCGAACGUGGGCAAAAAAUAACCACGAUUGAAGUACGAGGUUAUUCUGAUGCAUAGAGAUAGUUAUUUAAGCUUGAUCUCCUGCUGUUGCUAGACUGCACACUUUAAUACAAAAAACAUGACCGUUAGCAUGUAAGACUGAUAGGGAUGCUGUAUAUACAUAAACUACAAUUAAUUAAACACUAAAAUAUA